Pogoniulus pusillus (Red-fronted tinkerbird) is the source of this 1210-nucleotide messenger RNA. RefSeq names its product ermin (gene ERMN). Gene Ontology annotation, biological process: regulation of cell shape; regulation of cell projection organization; morphogenesis of a branching structure. The record is from RefSeq and is a predicted model, not a curated record. The transcript is spliced from 3 exons. NCBI's taxonomy places the organism in Eukaryota, Metazoa, Chordata, Aves, Piciformes, Lybiidae. Gene Ontology annotation, cellular component: extracellular exosome; paranode region of axon; internode region of axon. Gene Ontology annotation, molecular function: actin filament binding. The coding region runs from base 210 to 971 and encodes 253 amino acids.
AUUGGUCUCCCCACGGCCAGAGCCCGCUGGCCGCCCCUCGGCACAGCUGAUGGUGCCACCGCGCAGAGGGGACGCGUCCUGACCGUCGGCCCAGGGGAGCGGACCCCGGGGCAGAAGGGGCGAGGAGCGGCGCUCCCCACCCCGGGGCGCAGCAGCGGGGCCCCCGCGGGCGCUUGGCGCCGGUGGGUGGGCACGGCAGGGUCCUCAGCAUGACGGAAGAAGUGCCGGUGGCAUCCGACGUGCCUGAGUGCAACGGGAGCGUAGCCCCGGAGAAGGGCUCGCUGCCGGCAACCGGAGUCAUCGACGAGAGAGCCAAGCCUGUGGGGACACUGCCAUACCUGAACGCGGGCACCAGCCUGGCCACUCCACCUGCCAGAGGAGACCAGGAAGAGAAGAGAAACUCUUUGGCAGAGGACACAGUUCAGGAGCAUGGGGAUGGAGAGGAGCGAUGCAAAGAGAAGCCAGAGGAUGGUGGUGGGACACUGCAACAAGGAGCAGCUGACACCCAGGACACAGAGCUGGCUGGCCAGGAACCAGAGGAAGGCCUGGGCAGUGAGGAGACAUCUGUGAGCAGCGGGGAGCUGGGAUUGGCACCCACUCCUGACAGGGAGAUGGUGGAGCCCCCCAUGGCCAGUGCUGAUGGGAGAGGGAACACAACUGAGGAGGAGGAGGAAGCAGAGGAAGAAGAGGACACAGAAGAGGACGAAGUGCAGGUGAUUGACAUCAAGAAGGAGAACAGCGAAGCAUCCCACCUAAAACCACCCGACAGCAGCAAGGAGGCACCUCCCCCGACCACCCUUGGCUGCAGCCCCUCCCAGGUGGAGAAAGGCAUGGAGCAGCCCAGCCUGGGGAAGAAGAACGACAUCUCCAGACACAGCUACUCCAGGUACAACACAAUCUCCUACCGCAGGAUCCGGAAAGGAAACACCAAGCAGCGCAUCGACGAGUUCGAGUCCAUGAUGCACUUGUGAACUGAGGUGGGGCAUGGCCUGGCCACCUGGGUGGGGCACUCAGGUUUGGGGUUCUCUGUUGUCACCCCCUACCCCACCCCAACCCCAGAGGUACCUCCUCACACCAUGCCAGGUCACUGCUUCUCUCCUUUUUGUACAUGCUUUGGUGACUCCCCGUGACCAUGUAACACGUUGGCUGUGGAGCCAGGGCAGGGCUGGCAGCAGUGCCAGAGAAUAAAUAAUCCCUUUGCUAAAUCCAA